UCCGACCUCUCUAUUUGAAAAGUUCCCAUCUAGCUCUAUUUUAAUAUGCUCGUGCCUAAAGUUUCAUGUGUGUCAGACCAAAAACCAAGAUUAUAGAAUCUCUCAUAGAAGAGGAGAGAGAGAGAGAGAGAGAGUUAUUUAUAUUUGGGAAAUGGUGAGCUAGUGAACAAACCAGCGGUGGAUUUUUUCCUUUUGAUGGGGCUUCUGUUUUGUAUGGAUAUGGAGGAAGAUUCAUUUCCAUGGACAAAACUUAGGAAUGAAUCAUUUUGCAUUCUUCACAGAACAAGACAACACCAAUGUAUACAAACACAAACUGUUGCAGCAAAACGAACAACAAAGAAACAACAGCAACAUUCCAUAGAAAUGGCUGCUUUUACUUCUCAUAAUCCUACCAAUCACCCAAUCAUACCUCUUUUUAUUGCUUUCCUUCUUGUUUUUUCUUCUUCUUUUGCUUCUGUCUUGUCUCUGCAACUCAUGUCAGAUUCCAGUAAUCUGCUUCCGGCAAACCAAACUUUCAGGCCAGGGAAAGAGACGUGGAAACUUAAAAGAGUCAAUGCUUAUCUUAAGAAGAUCAACAAGCCUGCAGUCAAGACAAUUCAAAGCCCUGAUGGUGAUGUAAUAGACUGUGUUUUAUCUCAUCUUCAACCAGCAUUUGACCAUCCAGAGCUCAAAGGACAAAAACCAUUGGAUCCACCAGAGAGGCCAAAAGGCAAUGAGACAGCAGAGAGAAUGUCGAAGAGCUAUCAGCUCUGGGCAGAAUCAGGCGAGUAUUGCCCAGAAGGAACUGUUCCAAUCAGGAGAACUACAGAAAAGGAUGUUCUAAGAGCAAGCUCCUUGAGAAGAUUUGGCAGAAAAUUGAGAAGGCAUGUAAGAAGAGACUCAACAGGCAGUGGUCAUGAGCAUGCAGUUGUAUUUGUUAAUGGAGAUCAAUAUUAUGGAGCAAAAGCCAGUGUAAAUGUGUGGGCUCCUCGUGUUACUGAUCAGUACGAGUUCAGCUUGUCACAGAUUUGGGUCAUCUCUGGUUCCUUUGGCAAUGACCUAAACACCAUUGAAGCUGGUUGGCAGGUUAGUCCCGAGUUGUAUGGAGACAACUAUCCAAGAUUCUUCACUUAUUGGACAACUGAUGCAUAUCAAGCUACUGGAUGCUACAACUUACUCUGUUCUGGGUUUGUCCAAACCAACAACAAGAUCGCCAUUGGAGCUGCAAUAUCUCCAAGAUCCUCUUACAAUGGUAGACAGUUUGAUAUUGGCCUAAUGGUUUGGAAGGACCCAAAACAUGGAAACUGGUGGCUGGAAUUUGGGUCAGGACUACUAGUAGGAUACUGGCCAGCAUUCUUGUUCAGUCAUUUGAGAAGCCAUGCAAGUAUGAUACAGUUUGGAGGAGAGAUAGUGAAUUCUAGAUCCUCAGGCUACCAUACAUCUACACAAAUGGGUAGUGGUCAUUUUGCAGAAGAAGGAUUUGGAAAAGCAUCAUAUUUCAGGAAUUUACAAGUUGUUGAUUGGGAUAAUAAUUUGCUGCCUUUAACAAAUCUCCAUCUCUUGGCUGAUCAUCCAGACUGUUAUGAUAUAAGGCAAGGGAGAAACAAUAUUUGGGGAACUUACUUUUAUUAUGGAGGUCCUGGGAGAAAUGUGAGAUGCCCAUGAAAAUAUUGGUGAUUUGAGGGUAUAGCAUAGAAAGUAAAAUAUUUUUGUGCAUUUUUUUAAAUUUUUUGAGCUUUUACUUUCUCUAUACAGGCAUUACUAUGGUUUGGGCUAUUUUUACAUUCUUUUUUUAAAUAUAUGAUAUGCCCACUUCUGUUUUUUUUUUUUUUUCUUUUUACCCCUCUAGCUGGUGAAUCUCUCUGCUUCUGAGAUUGUGUAAAUUUGGGGAAUACAUAAUGAAUGAAUUGUCGCUCUCUGGUUUUCUUU
This is a messenger RNA of Manihot esculenta (cassava), 1908 nucleotides long. RefSeq lists its product as uncharacterized. Bases 196 to 1644 code for a protein of 482 amino acids. The record is from RefSeq and is a predicted model, not a curated record. Lineage: Eukaryota; Viridiplantae; Streptophyta; Magnoliopsida; Malpighiales; Euphorbiaceae. The transcript has 7 exons.